AUGACUGAGGAGCCUCGAAGGUCAGGACGCGCCACGAAGGGCCAACACAAGAACCUCGACUUGCUCCAGGAGGUUCCGACCAAGAAGACCAAGGCCAAGGCCCAGCCGAAAGAAAAGCCGCCGAAACCUUCCGUGGAACCCACACCGGCCCCGAGCGAGGAAGAAGAGAUCAUUCGAUGUAUCUGUGGCGAAUAUGAGGAAGAAGAAGACAUUGAACGUGAUAUGAUCUGUUGCGAUAAGUGCUCGGCAUGGCAGCACAACGAUUGCAUGGGACUUACCUUCGCAAAGGGCGAGGAGCCGGCGGAAUACUUCUGUGAGAUAUGCAAGCCCGAGAACCACCAAGUUCUCCUGGAGAAGAUUGCUCGUGGGGAGAAGCCUUGGGAGGAGGCUGCCAGGCGCAGGCAGCAGGAAGUCGAGGAGAAGAAGGCUGCCCGACGGAGGAAAGGCAGGAAGGGCAAGAGAGGCGGUGCCAGGCAGAGCGAUGCUACUAAGGUCGAGGGGAACAAGGAGGUUGUUCCACCCACUCCUGCUCCUCCGGCCGCCGCUCCUGCUGCAGCACAGACGCCUGUUCAAGAAAACAAAACUGUCGUGACGAGCGAGCCUCCGCCAUCGAGCACGCAGAAGCGCAAGUUUGAUGAACACCAAGAGUCGACAGUACCCGAAGCGGGUCCCAAGCAGAAGCAGCAAAGAGUGUCAGUCCAGGGCAAUAAGGUGGCGGAUCAGGAUAAACGGGCGUCUCCCGCGCAGGCCCGGAAAGGAAGCACUGCUGAACCCACGCCUCGUCAAGGCUCCGUCACGGAGAAAGCAACGGCCGAGGUCGCAGGGACUCCGGAGGAGAUUGGAAACGCGGCUCGGAGGAGUUGUGCCAAUGCCCUAGUCAAGCUCUUUGUAGAUCAGAUUCAUGAGGCCCAGAAGCAAGGCACCUACCAGCUACCAGAAGGCAAAUCAGUGGAGGAUGUCGCACGGCCGCUUGGUCUCUCGAUCGAGCAUGCCAUGUAUCUGAAUAUAUGCGGCGGAACUGGAGAACCCAAUGAACCCUAUAAGUCACAACUGCGGACGAUCCUGUUCAACGUAAAGAAGAAUACUUCUCUACGGGAUCGCCUGCUCGUAGGUAGCCUGGCUCCUAAUACCCUGUCUACAAUGAGCACCCAGGACAUGGCAAGUGAGGAACUGCAGCAGAAGGAUGCGGAGAUCAAGAGGGAGGCCGAGAAACAGCAUAUCAUCGUGCAAGAACAAGGGCCUCGCAUCCGACGGACACACAAGGGCGAGGAAUUGGUUGAGGACGACAACCAGGCCGUCGCAUCCGAAUCCAUCUUCUCGUCCGCCGCGGCUCGUCGUGCCGUCCUCGAGGCGGAUGGACAUUCUCCGAGCACCGCCGGUGCUGCACGCAGUGUCAGCCCUAAAGUCCAGCGACCACCUGAAUUCGGCGAGGCAAAGGCGUCCGAGACCAGAACUGCGACCGACUUCAACGGCACCGCUCGUGCUCACUCUCCCGAUGGCACUGGUGAUCAACUGUUCCCUGAAGCACCGGUACAUCUCCAUCAGCCUCUGCCCACGGGCAAGGUGCAGGCUGAUGAAGAGAUCGACAAGCUUUUGAAGGAUGAGGAUGCAGAGUCGCCACCGUACUCGCCCAAGGAAUACGAGAGUGGCAUAAUCUGGCGUGGGAGAGUGUCCAUGCACCCUGUGGCAGAGUUCACGUCCUCUGCCAGACAUGUCGGAGGCGCUGAUCUCAGUGGAAGAAUCCCAUGGAGCCAGCUGGUGCCCCCAACGCUGCUGGUUGACGGACGGAUCGACAUCCAGCUGGCCGGCAACUACCUCUGCGGCCUGCGGUUCAGCAGCUCGACCGACGUGACGGUGCUCUCGAUGAGCGCGCCAGACUCACCUGCCGAACGAGCUCAGUUCGACAAGCUGUUCAACUAUUUCGUGGACCGCAAACGGUACGGCGUCGUCGGGAAGCAUCCAUUGCCGGCCGUCAAGGACACGUACAUUAUUCCCAUCGAGGCCGGUGCUAGCAAGAAACCCGAGUUCAUCGAGCUGCUGGAGAACAACUCGAUUGAAGACCCGACCCCGGACCGGAUCUUGCUGGCGGUGUUUGUGGUCAAGACCAGCGAGAUUAUUACCUCCAACUCGCCUUCUGAGCAGCAACCGACCCCAUCGCAUCCCAGCCAGAACAACCACGCCAUGGCCGCCGCAAGUCCCUUAACCUCCACGCCGCUCCCACAGCACGCCCAAUACACCAACCCGGCGGUCAAGCCAGCAUCGCAAGCAUCUCCUGCGCCGUCGACUCUCGCUGGCUCUCCUCAUCCUCCAUAUAACAAUGCUGUUCAGUCGCAACCACCACAACAACCGGGCUAUCCUACUGCUGCAGCCCAAUACCCGCAGUACCAGUCUCAACAAUCCCCUCCUGCUCCACAGCAGGUGCAGCAACCUCAUCUGCAACAGCUGCAACAGCCACAACCACAGCCGCAGCCACAGCAGCAGCUACAGCAGCAGCCUCAGCAGCAACAACAACCCCAAGCACCACUGGUAGGAGCCGCAGCAGCUGCCCACGUCCUUGGACCGCAAGCCAAGGCGCCCGCGAUCGAGCAACUUCUGCAGAUGGCGCCAAAUGCGGACGUCGCCCAGCUUAGUGUCGUCCGAGACAUCCUGGCGCGCAAUCCCGCGGCAGCGAACGACUACGAGCAGUUGAUGCAGGCGAUCAUGCAAGCUGGACAGCGGUCUGGAUAG
Molecule: messenger RNA, 2727 nt
Organism: Rasamsonia emersonii CBS 393.64
Lineage: Eukaryota; Fungi; Ascomycota; Eurotiomycetes; Eurotiales; Trichocomaceae
Exons: 3
Coding region: 1-2727 (908 amino acids)
Biological process (GO): transcription antitermination; transcription elongation by RNA polymerase II; regulation of mRNA 3'-end processing
Cellular component (GO): nucleus
Molecular function (GO): RNA polymerase II transcription regulatory region sequence-specific DNA binding
Source: RefSeq, a predicted model, not a curated record